GUAAUAUCCCCCUAGUCGAGAUAUAAAAAAGGCUAAAUUACACGAGAGCUGUUUGCUUAACCAAGGUCUCGACUCAGCUUCGAGUACGGCUUUUCUUUCCAAACGCUCGCUUUUAAUUUACGUGUGACAGACGGAACGUUUUUUUUUUUUAAAGAAGGCGUCAAUAUCGAAGUAAUUCCUUAAUAAUCAUAAUCAACUGCACGUGUGAAUUCAUGUCUGUAUAUUCUGACCAAAUAUACUGCCCAGUGUUUGUGCCGGGCGGAGACAUGACUGAGGUGAUGAUCAGUAGCACCCCCAUGGAGGACAUAAGGCUCAGCCCCAGCAAGGACCGGCUCUCUUUCCAGAUCUUCCCGGACCCCUCGGACUUCGAGCGCUGCUGUAAGCUGAAAGACCGCCUGCCGUCCAUCGUAGUGGAGCCCACGGAGGGGGAAGUGGAGAGCGGUGAGCUGCGUUGGCCACCGGAGGAGUUCAUUGUCUGUGAGGAGGAAGAGAACCAUGGCAAAAGCCAAACUGGACAGCCGACGCAGAACAACGAGCACUAGAAGCCAAACAGACCCCACCCACCCUCCUACACACACCAGCAGGAGAUCCCACUCGCACCUAACCACUCAAACAGACCCCACCCACCCUCCUACACACACCAGCAGGAGAUCCCACUCGCACCUAACCACUCAAACAAACUGAACAGGGGCACACAUGUCAGUGAUGCUCACUUUCCUUCCCUUGACACCAAAGCAUCACUCUCAAGAGAAGCAAUAUGCAGUACCUUAUCUACUCUCCAGAUUUCACCUCUGUUGCUUUACCUUACACUCACACUCCAUAUGCAUGAAAGUACACACACACACACACACAGUUAAAACCAACCCCAACAUAGAGGCCCAGUUAAACGGUAGCAGCUCUGGGCUUUAUGGACAAUUCUAGUACUGCAGGAUACUACAGUUCCCACACCAUUCGGUCAAACCCGCUGGCCACAUGACUCCAGAGACUCCUCAUACCCAUAUAGACUACUGCUGUGGUACCCAAGCGGACUUCUGUUUUUCAUACUUUCCUUCAGUAUAUGGAUUGAAAUAUACAUGACUGUGAUUGCCAUUGCCAGUCUUUUUAAAAGGCAGUGCUUGUGCAUAGGUUGGUGGGGUUUGUUUUGUUCCUGUCGGUGGAUUCUGGUGGUUGACAGGAAGUAGGGGUUACUGUCUAAACACAAGGAGACCUUUGGUCUCCGUUGGGUAAAGUACUAGUUUUUUACACUGAGAUGGAAAGAGGAAACGCUUCCCUAUUUCUGUAACAAUUAAUAAUAUGUACAGUAUGUUAUGAAGGCUGGUUGUGCCCUGAAGCACUCAUGUGCUUUUAUUUUGUUCUUGUUGUGUACCCCUAAUGUCAUUGGAUAGGUAUUGAGUACAGUAAGAGUCAAUAUAUUUGAGAUUAUGUAGUGAUUUAAAACCAACAGUGUCACUAUAAUGGACAAAGACUCACUGAAGGACAUGUAAAUAUAUGUUUGCCCUCAGAACCAAUACCUGAGGUUACUGUUGAUUUGGUUUAUUUUAUUAUUGUCGUAAAAUAUUCAUGAGACUAAAAUUUGUUCUAGGUUAUUCUCACCUGAGCUCAGAGUUCCCUAAUCUAGUCUUCCUGUUCUUUUGAAAUCCAUGAUGGGUAUGUCAGCCUCAAUGUUCAACCUGUAAGGUAUAACAUGAUGUGUGGUCAGUGACUUUGCCAGAUAACUUUUGUAAAUUUCUGAAACUCCAAUUUUCCAGUUCAUAAAAUUGGGCAUUGGUUCAUGGACUCUGCACUGUUAUUAACCAGUCCUCAAAAGUAGCUUAAUUUUCUGAUGUUGAAAACAGUUACCGGUGUCUGUCACUUUGUCAAAGUUAGUUGGCUAACUCAUUGAUCGUGUCUCAUAAAUUGCCACUUGGUUUGUAUGCCAUUUGAAAGACCAACGGUGUUUUGCUCUCUAUUUAUAUUCUACAUCACCAGCUCCAUGUCCAGUCUUCUUGGAAGGAUGUAUAUUGUUAAAAGCAUGUUUUCUGGAGAAAAAACUACUUAUGUAUUUCAUUUAUGAUACUGUAUAUGAAGCGUUGUGUAAGUCUCUCUCUCUCUCUCGCACAUUUAAUUUCUCUGUACAUGGCAUUAGAACUCUGUACAGAAUAUCUCUUUGUCUCUCUCUGCUGUCACCCACAAGUCCUGUGUAGUUUUUGUAAAGCUCAGGGAGAUUAGCUGCCAUUUUGCUGUAAUAUUUUGUAUUUAGACCACUUUACUCUGAACAGAGGUUGUAAAUAAACAUUGGAAUUUGCUUUCAACUGUC
Oncorhynchus gorbuscha (pink salmon) is the source of this 2296-nucleotide messenger RNA. RefSeq names its product protein LBH-like. The record is from RefSeq and is a predicted model, not a curated record. NCBI's taxonomy places the organism in Eukaryota, Metazoa, Chordata, Actinopteri, Salmoniformes, Salmonidae. Gene Ontology annotation, cellular component: nucleus. Gene Ontology annotation, biological process: positive regulation of DNA-templated transcription. The transcript is spliced from 3 exons. The coding region runs from base 213 to 542 and encodes 109 amino acids.